Messenger RNA from Procambarus clarkii (red swamp crayfish), 2572 nucleotides. Its product is annotated as spliceosome-associated protein CWC27 homolog. The record is from RefSeq and is a predicted model, not a curated record. Gene Ontology annotation, cellular component: catalytic step 2 spliceosome. Gene Ontology annotation, biological process: protein peptidyl-prolyl isomerization; protein folding. NCBI's taxonomy places the organism in Eukaryota, Metazoa, Arthropoda, Malacostraca, Decapoda, Cambaridae. Gene Ontology annotation, molecular function: peptidyl-prolyl cis-trans isomerase activity.
AUGUGGCGCCCUGUGCUCUAGCUGCCUCUAACCCUACAACAACAACACUUGCCUCCUCGAGCGGCUACGUACACUCUCGUAGAAAUAUCGUCGCUUGUCCAAAUCAAAGCGUUGUUUCAUGUUGAAAACAUUUAUAUAGAUGCUCAAAGGACUAUAGUUUUAACCAAGCAACUCGUGCAAAGUUCAUCUUUAAACCUCUACGCAAAUUAUAUUGAACAAUUGUCAGCGUCCCAGGUCCUCUGCGGCACCAUGAAUAACUAAGACGUUGCCACCAGGUACAACACCAGGCUUCUGAACUACCAUUACUGCAAGUAUCGUCUAGGAGAACAACUAGCAUCAUUAAAGACUUGGAAACUUGGUAUAUGUUACCGCAGUGACUGCAAGUGGGGAAGCCUGGUGGAAACUGCACAUGUAGCACAGACACAAACGCCAUCAUUAUAGUCUCUUCAAAUAUCUAACUCCAAUGAGCAAUAUUUAUAUACAAGAACCAUCCACCGAGGGAAAGGUUCUUCUUGUUACCAGUGCUGGGGAGUUUGACAUUGAAUUAUGGUCCAGAGAAGCACCCAAGGCAUGCCGAAAUUUUGUGCAGCUGUGCUUGGAAGGUUACUACAAUGGCCUUAUUUUUCAUCGAGUCAUCCCCGGCUUCAUUGUUCAAGGUGGUGACCCAACAGGAACUGGUCAGGGUGGGGAAUCCAUAUAUGGCAAACCAUUUAGAGAUGAAUUCCACACACGUCUGCGGUUUGUCCGUCGAGGCCUGGUUGCCAUGGCAAAUGCAGGUCCUCAUGACAAUGGCUCUCAGUUCUUUUUCACUCUAGGCCAGACUCCAGAGCUUCAAAACAAGCAUACCAUUUUUGGCAAAAUUACAGGAAAUACACUCUAUAAUUUGCCUCGGUUUGAGGAAGGAGUUAUAGGAAAGGAGGACAAGCCUGAAUACCCUCACAAGAUCAUCACAACAGAGGUCCUGAGCAAUCCAUUUCCAGAUAUUGUUCCACGACUAAAGAUUGAAAAUGAAGUACCAAAAGAAGCAAGGAAGGAGAAGAAGAAGAAGAAAGGAACCAAAAAUUUUAAGCUUCUGUCCUUUGGUGAUGAAGCUGAGGAGGAGGAGGAGGAGGUCCUUGCAGCUACCAAAAACUUCUCCACUAAAGGCAACUCUGCCCAUGACAUUGCCAUGGACCCAACACUCUCGGCAAGCACUGGCAGGGCUAACAACAAUGGAACUGAUUCUCUUGAAAGGAUAAAGAAGAAAUUACGCCGUGAAGAAUCUAUGGAACCUAUAAAAAAUGAAAUAAUUGAACCUGAAAGUAUAAAUGAAGAAAUUAUUAUUAAACCAAUUAAAGAUGAGGAGGAGGAAGAAGGAAGUGAAAAACCUGAACAAAUGGCUGCAAUUAAAGCAGAGAUCAAAGACAUUAAACAAGAACUCAGAGGGACAUCGCCAAAAUUAGAGACAGCUGUGACGGAUGAGGUUGAUGACAGGGAGAGUGAGCCAGUCAAAGAAUACAAAAUUGAUAAAGUCAAGUAUGAGGAAGAAAAGAAGAAAUUACCACGCAAGGGUUCUUCACGGGAAGAACAAACUUUAGCACUCCUACAGAGAUUCACAGCAAAAGUGUCUAAAAUUAUGUAUGAAGACUCGGCAAGUGAGGAUGAGAAGUCUGUUGAAGAUAAAGAUGAUGAGAAUGAUGAAGGAUGGUUGAAACAUCGAUUUCAUUUUGAAACGGCUAAUCCUGUAUUGGCCAAGGAUGCGAGCACCAAGGAUGACAAAUGGUAUGACGUAAAUGACCCAAGAAAUGUACUCAACAAAAGAAGAAGAGAGGACUCUUCCAAGCAGUCCAAGAAGCACAGGAAAUGAAAUUGUUGUUAUUAACAAGAACUUGCCAGCAUAUUGAUUUGAUUUAUCUAAAAAUAAAUAUUAUUACAACUCUGAUUUUGCAAUAACUUACAGUAGUUGUAUAUUAUUAAUUUUAAUUAUACAUAGGGAUUUAAUUAUGUAUAUUUCAAUACUGUUCUAUGCUAUAUGAGCAAAUGAAUAAAGAACUUGGCAAGCAUUAAAACAAUACUGUACUUGGUAAGUUGGCUGUCAGGGUACAGUACCCACCUUAGCAUGUGUUCAAGGUGUUACAGCCUCUCACACCAUCCCACCAAGUUGGCAGGAUGAAGCACUUGUCCAACUGGGUUGUUAGGAUGUAACACUUGUCCAACUGGGUUGUUAGGAUGUAACACUCAACUAAGUUGUUAGGGUGUAACACUUGUCCAACUGAGUUGUAUUGGGUUCAACUCCCCCCCCUUUUUUUUUAUCAUGUCUUUGAUUAAUUUAGACAAAUAUUAUGAAUACCUGUGCAGUAUAUACCUUUUAAAAGUUGUAUGCGCAUAAUUUCUCCACAAGAAGACAGGUAUAUAACAAGUGUUGUCUUAAUAUAAUAAACAUCAUAAAAUGUGUUAUUUAAAAAACUGUAUUUUAUGGUUGCAUGAUGUUAUGCUGCAAUUAAGCCUAGAAAAAGUCCACGAGAACUGCUGUAAGAUGUACCUCUGAUACGGUAUCUGAAUAGCAUUCAGGUGCUAAUAAACUAUAUAUUAA